Messenger RNA from Aureobasidium namibiae CBS 147.97, 807 nucleotides. RefSeq lists its product as uncharacterized. The record is from RefSeq and is a predicted model, not a curated record. The transcript has 2 exons. NCBI's taxonomy places the organism in Eukaryota, Fungi, Ascomycota, Dothideomycetes, Dothideales, Saccotheciaceae. Bases 1 to 807 code for a protein of 268 amino acids. Gene Ontology annotation, molecular function: protein binding.
AUGCCGUCGGAAAAGAAAGAGAUGCCAUAUUCGUGGGAACUAGUAGUUGAGGCUAACCACAGAGGCACAAUUGAGGACCUGGACCUUGCCCUACUCGCUGCCUUCGAGGAAUCAGAGGAAGCAUACAAUAUCUGUAUUGACUCUGCUCGCGCAAACGCUUCAGUCUUCAACAAAGCAGAUCGUCUAGCAUACCUUCUCGAUGAAGGCCACAUUGACAUAAACAAGAUCGGCGCUGCAUCCGUAUCGAAUACUUACAAGUCGUCUCCCAUCGAGUGCGCUGCCGUGCUCGUUUCUCGAGGUUGGAAUAUCAACCAGCGACAGCCACUCAAAGGAAAGUACAACACGCCAGUCAACACUGAGUGCGACAAGAAACUGACCGACGAGACUUUGCUUGCAGAUGUUGCUUCAUUUGGAAGCACCGACACAUUCAAGCUCUUACAUGAGUAUGGUGCACCAAUCAGCGAGUCAACUUUACACAACGCUGCCUGGCGUGCCAGGCCUGAGAUGGUCACCUUUCUGAUAGAUGAGAUCGGCCUGGAUAUGAACAAGGUAUAUGAGGGACGACAUGAGCCAAUGCUUCUUCACCAAACCCCUCUCGCCUCUGCAGCCAUUUCUCCCUUCUUGAAAGCUGGAGAAGUCAUUAAUAUUCUGCUUGAGCGAGGCGCAGACCCUUACCACAAGGAUUGCAAUGCUUUCGAUGAGGCAAGAGGCGACUCGGCUAUCAAGAUCCUUCGUGAAUGGGAGCAGAAAGAACAAAAGGAAGACCAAGAAGGGCCAAAAACAAAGAAACGAAAGACAUCAAAGUAG